Messenger RNA from Triplophysa dalaica, 4647 nucleotides. It is a transcript of the gene efnb3a, whose product is annotated as ephrin-B3a. Gene Ontology annotation, cellular component: plasma membrane. Gene Ontology annotation, biological process: axon guidance; ephrin receptor signaling pathway. The record is from RefSeq and is a predicted model, not a curated record. The transcript is spliced from 5 exons. Bases 877 to 1908 code for a protein of 343 amino acids. Gene Ontology annotation, molecular function: ephrin receptor binding. Lineage: Eukaryota; Metazoa; Chordata; Actinopteri; Cypriniformes; Nemacheilidae.
CCUCCCCCGUCAGUCACCAACACGCGCGCUCGUCAAAGCGCGAGACUCUGCAGAGAGUCGAACAGAGCGACAGGCACGCGCGGUUUCCAUGGAAUUAAGGAAUAUCUCGUUUUUUUAAUCCCCAACGGUCGUCUCUCGUACGCUCGACUUUUGUCCCAUAUUUCUUUUUAUCUAUAUUUUGUGCGCCAAAUCGUUUCUUGUGCCCCUUCCUUCUUUGUCGGACUGUGAUUCAUUGGAUAAGUAGAAAGAGUUGCUGGACAUCCUCUUCGUUGUUUCGGGACUGGACAUCAAACCACAGCAUCCCUGUCGGCACGGAAAUCCGAUAAGUACAAUUUGGGACAUCGGAGGCAAUAUCGGACCUUGGAGGCAACUUGUGCACUUUGUCCAAGAGACUUAAUCAUUUUAAACGGGCUUGAUGUUCAUUCUCUCCACGGGACUAAAAAUAAAACCUCGAGUGUUUUACAGAGAUGCUAAUGCUGCGGUUUAUGACGGAACAUUUUUAAAAACUCACCCGCAGUGGUCCAGGCGCCCGGCACCAGACUGCGUGCAUUUAAAACAGUCUUUGCUCCAUAUGCAGUCAAAAUAUUGUUUGAAAUUCAUCCCAAAUUCUUACUUUGACCGUAUUUAGCCUUCACAUCUCAAUCUGACAGUUGCUCGUGCCAUUCAGUUGAAAUACCUCCCUACAUGGAACAAAGGGGGUUGAAUUUUAAUCUACUUUGUUAAACAAACAUUUGGAGAUCUCUGCUCCGAUAUCCGCGGAUGUUGCGGUCAUGCCAUCUCCUAACGCUUAGAGGGAUCUAGUCAAGUUCAAGCCUGUUGUCCCUCCACCACUCUAUUGUCUCUGCAGGUCCCAUUCAUUUGUCUCAUAGGAGUAUCAUGGGAGUCCAGACAAGGGGUCCCUGGUUGGCUAUGGCGUUCUCAGACUGGGUCAGUGGUUUGGGAUUUCUUUUAAUCUUCCUGCUCGAGAGUUUAGCAGUGGAUGCCACCAACAUGGAGCCAGUCUACUGGAAUUCCUUUAACAGAAGGUUCGGAGAUGAGAGGGGGUAUAUACUCUAUCCUCAGAUAGGGAACCGGUUGGACCUGGUAUGUCCGGCGACGAGUCCACCGGGUCCGAACUCUCCCCCAGAGUACGAGUAUUACAAACUGUACCUGGUGUCCUCUCGAGAGCAGGCCGACAGGUGCGAGGUGAUGGGAGCCCCCAACCUGUUGCUCACCUGCGACAAACCCAACAGCGACAUGAGAUUUACCAUCAAGUUCCAAGAGUAUUCGCCCAACCUGUGGGGUCACGAAUUCAAGAAUUUACGAGACUACUACAUCAUAGCUACCUCUGAUGGCACCAAAGAGGGCAUUGACAGCAUGAGAGGAGGCGUGUGCGUAACACGAGGAAUGAAGCUGGUUCUCAAAGUGGGACAGACUGCGUAUGGUCUUCCCCCAAAGCCCAAACCUGAUCCAGGCCGACCCAACAACAAAAGCCCAGAUCUGGAAAGUGGCUCUAUAGGGAGUGAUGGAGGUGAGGCUGGUGAGAGAGAAGACAGCGGCGCCGUGUCUGUCUCUAACAUCGCCCUGAUCUCCGGCGGUGCCGUGGGAGCCUUGCUCCUUCUGAUCGCUGUAGUCAUCGGCAUAGUGUGUUACCGCCGUCAGAAAGCCAAGCACUCAGAGACCCACCACCCUGCCCUUUCGCUUUCUUCUCUUACACCAAAGCGGAGAAGCUCCUGCGGUGUGGGUACAGGGUCUGGCGGGGGCAACAAUAAUGGCUCCGAGCCCAGUGACAUCAUCAUCCCCCUGCGGACCUCUGACUCAGCAUACUGCCCACACUACGAGAAAGUCAGCGGCGAUUACGGACACCCCGUCUACAUCGUACAGGAGAUGCCCCCACAGAGUCCGGCAAAUAUCUACUAUAAAGUAUGAGGACAGCCCAACUAACAGAUAAACCGUUCUGACUAUAUUGUUAUAUACACAUGUGCGCAAACGUGUUCAAGUGACUCUAUAUGUACGAGCCUAGAUCUUAUUACACUCCUUUACAAGAUGAACCUGUCGACUGUUUCACUCGUACACAUCGUAUAGACUGGAGACACGGCACUGAUCUAAGAUAAAUGUUGUUGAAGGGGUGUUUGCAUUUAUUUACAUGUGUGUGACAUCAGAGCCAGGUGGAUCAGAGCUUCACAUGUGCUCAGGUGCAAGUUAUUUGGCCUUGUAAUUGGUUGGAACAGAUUCACGUGCUUAUCCUCAAAACCAAACAGUAUAGAGUGAGACUUUUCAAUGUUUCUUUUGCAAAAAAAUUAAGCAUAAAUAAUACACGUGCUUCAUACAGAAUUCUGGACCAGUUGUGCAACUUUUGUUUGAAGCAUAUAUGAGUAUUAUUCACCAACAACAGACAAUCCGGUUUAACCAUGCGCCAAAUGAGCUGAAAUAGCGCUAAACUGUAUUUAAAUUGAGUAAAUAUAGCCAUUUUCAGCACGAGCACACUUCUUUUUUUAUGUAAAUUAACGUUUUUAUAGACUAGGUCACAUCAAAAAAUCAUGCAAUGUUGCCUAGCGGAGUUAAUGGUGCGCACUUACCGCCUUUAAAUAAGCGGUGCAGAGAUUCAGUAGUCCCAAUGAAACAUGCCAGAUCCGUUGCAUCCUCCACAAUCUACAGAAGCACAAUAACAGAAUUGCCCCUUGAUGGUUGCAUUAGGUACAAGUUUUAUUCAUUACCUGAUUCAUACUAAAAUACAUUCAGUGAACCGGGUGCGCAGUGCAAAUAAAUACUAUAGUGUAUAAAUAUCAAGCUUGGUGAAUUCCCUCCUUGUAUUCCGUUUUCUUUUUCAUCGGAUCGUGGAUGUUUGUCUUUCUGAUUCUUUGAACCCAGCGCUCAUAUUUAUUUAUUGUGCAUCAAAGACACUGUUUUUUAUUCCUUCCACUUCAUUAGCUUUCGCUCAUAACUCCUCAGCACCCAGUGUUUGUUUUUGACGUUUCUUAAACAUCAUUAUGUGAGGAGCAGGAAGCGCAUGUGGAGGACGUGAAGACUGAUGCUUUAUGGUUUGAAUUGGAGACUCUUCUGAGAUUUCCAAAGGGUCGGAGGUCGAAGUUGGGAGAUCACAGACAGACUGCACGGGAGCUAUUUGCGCAUGAUGAUUCGAGGGCUUCUCGCUCUCUGCCUGAGCUUUUGGAAGAAUGUGUACACUAUGAUGAACUGCUUGCUUACCGUAGACACAUUGCCCAUCUUGUACACACUUUACAAACAUCCACGUUACAGCAGUUAGUGUUUUCUUGUAUAACCCUAACAGAUGGAGUCCAGCUGUGCGUUCUGAAGUUUUGUGAUUGUUAAGGCCAAAGACAGUUUGAAUAAUACUGACAGUGCCACUGUGGGUCUUAAUGAACCCCAAUGAAAACCUGCCCAUCAGUGAUACAACUAUCCGUUGCUAGGUUACAGUAUCACUCGCCUCUCAUUAUCACAUUUUGGGUGAUGUCUCUGAACCAUCUCUGGCAUUAUCACCUAGUGUCAGCAUGAGGCAUCUGGUCCAUAGGUCACCUGUGUUAUUUCACUUGACAAGACAUGAAAUUAUUACUGAUACAUGACAAAACACAGUUUUAAUGGACUGAAUGACCUUAGCUUUCAGGAUUAGAUUUCCUCUGUCCAGAUUUUAGGAUUUUACUUGUCUGUUAUUACCGCAAAUAGAAAUUGUCCUUUUUUUAAGGUACAUUCUUUUGUUUUCCUCUCCUUGCUUUUCACAUAAUGUUAUAUUUAACAGUGUUGAUUUGUUAAUAGAUUCAGUGAAGUCUCCUGUAGUGGCCACUGGCCAGAGACAAAUAACCUUAUUGCAUUGCAGACUGGAACAACCUCGGUAAAAUGGGGGGAACAAUAUUUUUGAAACUCCUGCCCUCUUGUAUGCCUGCAGGCUUUUCUCUGAUCAAGAGGAGAUUAGGCCAAGUCUGUUUUAUUAAGGUAUAAUUUCUUCUUCACAUCCAGCAUUAUUUCAUUGACUCUGCCUAAAUCCUGAGACGUAAAGCACUUCCACAGCUAGGUAGGGCAUGGGGCUGGGCAGGAUAUUAUCCCUUUGUCCUGUUGAGCUUCGAGCAAAGAGAAGGCAUCUGGCAGGAUCAGUGUGGACCUAAGCCACCAAAAGGAUUUCAAUACCUAUUGAUAAAAAUUCCAAUAGCGACCACAUAUGGACCCUAAUACUGUCUCAGCAUUGGCUGGAUUUUUUUUUAUUUAGUCAUAUAAUUACUGGGUGUUAGUAUUUGGUCAUGUUGAAAAAGAUUUGUCAGUUCAUUUAAUAUCAUGAUUUGAGAUGCCUUGAACUUAAAUGUGAUAAAGACUGUUGCAUUUCUAACUAUCUCUCAACAUAGUAUUUCUACAAACAUUUCAUUGAGAGGAACACAGCAAAUGCUGGACCAAACUUUUCAUUAAAAAUCUCCAGUUGGACUGAAUAGGACUCGAAAGAAUACUGACAUUGAGAUGUGAAUAAAUAUAUUGAAGCAAUGUAAAAUAAAUGUUAAAAAUUGUUCUGACAAUGUUCAAGACAUUGAUAAAGCAAUGUUUUCGUGCUCCUUUUUCUUUACCAGCCCUCUUUUUUCUCCCUCUGAUUCUCUCUCUCUUCCACCCAGACACUUCAUAAAAUAAAGAUUACAUUCCAUGCAGUAGAAAGCACUGAUAAAAACUUAA